This is a messenger RNA of Diplodia corticola, 2568 nucleotides long. RefSeq lists its product as uncharacterized. The record is from RefSeq and is a predicted model, not a curated record. Gene Ontology annotation, molecular function: lipid binding. Lineage: Eukaryota; Fungi; Ascomycota; Dothideomycetes; Botryosphaeriales; Botryosphaeriaceae. The transcript has 6 exons. Bases 1 to 2568 code for a protein of 855 amino acids.
AUGGCGUCCAAGGCAGUCAACCGCCCCACCGACACCCAGGUCAAGGAGAGGGACGUCAACAACAAGCUCCAGCUGUACGGCAUCUGGUCUGCCUUCUCUAACGGCAAGGUUCCAUCCAACAAGCAGAUCGAUGUCGCGCUCAACAGCGCGCUGGCAUCGAAGCCGCUCUCCUCGCCCUCGAAGAAGCUCUCUGCCGACGGGCAGAAGCUCGCUGCUGACGUAAAGGACGUCAUUGAGGCCGCUAAGAUCCUCCUCCUCACCAAGAACGACGGCAACCUGCUCCAAGACUUUGUCUGGCAGACCCAGCAGAUCCACGGUGGCGACGCGAAGAACCCCAAUCUCCCCGUCGACAAGGAUAUCGCGAGGCAGCACGGCAACGAGGCUCUGGAGGGCCUGAGAACACUUGGAACCCUCCUCAUCUCCAACGGCCAGUUCAGGAAGCUCAUCAAUGACGGCCUGAUUAUCGUCAGGGAUAUGGUCGGCGAUGCUGCAACCAAAACUGCUCACCGGGUGAACCCAACCGAGGAGCAGCUUUCCCAGCUUGAUGAACCCGCUGCCGACAACACUUGGCACGAGACCCCCGACUUCAAGGGCAUGAAGGCCGAGUACCAGGAGAAGCUUAACAAGAACAAGCUCUUCGGCAAGAAGGAGGCCCAGAGGGUCGCCGACAACAGCGCUCAGGUCGCCCAGACUGAGGGUGGCGAGGUUGGCGCCGACCACGCACUUGGCGAUGCGAAGCAGAGGCUUGACGAGAACAUUCCCGAUGAGCAGCAGGAUAAGGCCAGACAGUACCGUGAGCGUACUCAGAACUACCUCAGGAACAAGAUGCCCAAGGAACGUCGUGAGCAGACCAUCUGGCGCCUCAAGAAGAUGGUUGUCGAGAUCCAGGGCCACCAGGAAUACAUGCGUGCCGUCGAGACCCUUCUUCGCCUGGCGGAAGAAUACACUGGCCAUUCAAAGAACCUUGCCGUGCAAGGUUCUGGGGCCGUGAAAGGUGCCCAUACAGAUGAUGCUUUGCAAGGAGCUGAGACUGACCUCAAGACCCUCCUCGAGCGCUUCGCCAACAGCACUUCCCUGGAUGAUCUCUUCGAGUCGAUCAACCAAAUCUACAAGGAUGCCGAUCGCGACCCUGAUCUCAAGAACUGGUUCAAGAACCUGGACACUUACAUCCGCAAGUGCCUCAAGGAGCAGGGCUUCAUCAUGCAGCCCGUCGCGAACGAGGAGUGGAAUCGCCUCUAUGAUCAGGGCCGUUUCCUCCUCCGCGAGCGUUACAGGAGUCACACUGAUCGCAUCGUUGACGAGUUCAAGUUCCUGGGCCAGCAAUUCGACGCUGACCCUCAGAACAAGGCCUUUGCCAACGCAGUGAACAAACUCUUCCUGGACCUUGGUCAGGACGAGACUGGAGCGGCUGCUUUCAAGCCUCACCUCCUCAAGGAUUUCUCCGAGGUCAUCGUUCCUGCAUUCUUCGAGAAUGUGCGGUACGUCCCCAUUCCUCGCAUCGAGUACAGCGACCCGGAGAUGGAUGCCAUUGUUGAGAACCUUGUCAUCGAGGGUGACAACUUGGCGCCCAAUGUCCUUGAGUUUGCCAGUGACAACCACUGGCGCUGGGGUCGCAAGAAGAUCACCAACAAGAACAAGAACAAGGUUAUGAUUUCCGUGUCUGGCGUCCAGAUGGACCUUCGCGAUGUCAGCUACUACGUCAACAGGAAGAAGGGCUUCCCCUCGCUCAAGGAUAAGGGUGUUGCUGACAUCUUCUUGGGUGGUGAUGGUCUGAGCUUCAAGAUUGCUGCUGAGACUGCCGAUAAGUCGGAUGGUCAGCACUUCUUCAAGGUGUCGAAGGUCGAUGUGGACGUCAAGAACUUGACUGUCAAGCUCAAGAAGUCUAACCACAAGCUGCUGUUUGGCCUUGUCAAGCCUCUCCUCAUCAAGGUCAUUCGUCCUGUUCUCCAGAAGGUUCUGGAGAAGCAGAUCAGGGACAACUUCGUCACGGCUGACGCCUUCCUCUACGACAUCCACCAGGAGGCUGAGAGGGCCAAGGCUGAGUUGAAGAAGAACCCCGACCCGGAGAAUGUUCAGAACCUUUACCAGCGCUACGCCUCUGCCGCGCAGAAGAAGUUCAUGGAGAUGAACCAGAAGAAGGAGAAGGCCAAGGAGGCUGUUGCCGACAAGAAGGUCAAUGUCGCCGUCACACAACACGACAGCAUAUUCAAGGACAUCAGUCUCGCUGGCGGCAUCAGCUCCAAGGCUACUGAAUUCAAGGAUCUCGCCAGGCAGGGCGAGAAGUGGGAGAGCCCUGUCUUCUCGAUUGGCUCUGCCAAGGAAACGUCGAACCUUCCGAAGAUGUCGGCUGUCACUCGCAAGCCUCACCGUACGGCAGUUGACAAUGCUGGAUCUGGAUACACCAAUGGCAACCCGAACUUCCAGACUCAGCACUUCCAAAAGGAGGUUAACCAAGCCUUCAACGGUACUACCGAGGGAGCUGACGGUCUGAGGACUGGUAUUCCCGGGCCCAAUGGCCAACACACGUCCCUUGGCGCUGGUAACCCUGUUCUCCAGGGAACUGUCUAA